Molecule: messenger RNA, 2595 nt
Organism: Cercocebus atys (sooty mangabey)
Lineage: Eukaryota; Metazoa; Chordata; Mammalia; Primates; Cercopithecidae
Gene: USH1G
Product: Usher syndrome 1G (autosomal recessive)
Exons: 3
Coding region: 191-1576 (461 amino acids)
Biological process (GO): sensory perception of light stimulus; sensory perception of sound; equilibrioception
Molecular function (GO): protein binding
Source: RefSeq, a predicted model, not a curated record
AGCGGCUCAGAUGUCCCGGUAGUCGCGGCUCUGGCGCUCCGCACCCUCCGUCUGCGGCAGCGGGGGCUGGCGGCCCCGGCCCCUGCCCGGCCCCCUCCCCCAACCUCAUGCCUCAGCCCUAACCCCACCGCCCUCCCCUGCGGGGGGCCUUUCUCCGUGUCCCCCGCCCACUCCGUCCACUUCGGGCGCCAUGAACGACCAGUACCACCGGGCAGCCCGGGAUGGCUACCUGGAGCUCCUCAAGGAGGCCACCCGGAAGGAGCUGAAUGCCCCCGACGAGGAUGGCAUGACCCCAACUCUCUGGGCUGCCUACCACGGCAACCUGGAGUCGCUGCGCCUCAUUGUGAGCCGCGGGGGUGACCCGGACAAGUGUGACAUCUGGGGCAACACACCCCUGCACCUGGCAGCUUCCAAUGGCCACUUGCACUGCCUGUCCUUCCUGGUGUCCUUCGGGGCCAACAUCUGGUGCCUAGACAACGACUACCACACGCCACUGGACAUGGCUGCCAUGAAGGGCCACAUGGAAUGCGUGCGCUACCUGGACUCCAUCGCGGCCAAGCAGAGCAGCCUCAACCCCAAGCUAGUAGGUAAGCUGAAGGACAAGGCCUUCCGCGAGGCGGAGCGGCGCAUCCGCGAGUGCGCCAAGCUGCAGCGCAAGCACCACGAACGCAUGGAGCGGCGCUACCGGCGCGAGCUGGCCGAGCGCUCCGACACCCUCAGUUUCUCCAGCCUCACGUCCAGCACCCUGAGCCGCCGGCUGCAGCACCUGGCGCUGGGCAGCCACCUGCCGUACUCGCAGGCCACGCUGUACGGCACGGCCAGGGGCAAGACCAAGAUACAGAAGAAGCUGGAGCGGCGCAAGCAGGGCGGCGAAGGCACUUUCAAAGUCUCCGAGGAUGGGCGCAAGAGCGCCCGCUCGCUCUCGGGCCUGCAGCUGGGCAACGACGUGAUGUUCGUGCGCCAGGGCACCUACGCCAAUCCCAAGGAGUGGGGCCGAGCCCCGCUCCGGGACAUGUUCCUCUCGGACGAGGACAGUGUCUCCCGUGCCACGCUGGCAGCCGAGCCUGCCCACUCGGAGGUCAGCACCGACUCAGGCCACGACUCCCUCUUUACCCGCCCCGGCCUGGGCACCAUGGUGUUCCGCAGAAAUUACUUGAGCAGUGGGCUGCACGGACUGGGCCGCGAGGAUGGGGGGCUGGACGGGAUGGGAGCGCCUCGGGGUCGGCUGCAGAGCUCCCCCAGCCUGGACGAUGACAGCCUGGGCAGUGCCAACAGCCUGCAGGACCGCAGCUGUGGGGAGGAGCUGCCCUGGGACGAGCUGGACUUAGGCUUGGACGAGGACCUGGAGCCCGAGACCAGCCCGCUGGAGACCUUUCUGGCCUCUCUGCACAUGGAGGACUUUGCCGCCCUCCUGCGGCAGGAGAAGAUUGACCUGGAGGCUCUGAUGCUGUGCUCUGACCUCGACCUCCGCAGCAUCAGCGUCCCCCUGGGGCCCCGAAAGAAGAUCUUGGGGGCCGUGAGGAGGCGGCGGCAGGCGAUGGAACGCCCGCCGGCCCUGGAGGACACAGAGCUAUAACGGGGGGCUCCUCUCCCCAGACCAAAAUGAAUUGCAAGUUGCCACAACCUGUGGUGGGGCCUCAAGGUCCUCACAGUCGCCAGCCCUGCAGCCCCCUUCCCCAGGAGCAAGGACCACGUGGGUCGACUCCUUUGAAAGGCUGUCCACACCUUGAAGCAGAGGGUGUAGCCUGGAGGCACCAGAGGGGCAAGAGAAUGUCCCCUCCAAUUCUGAGGGGUCUCAAAGGCCCUGAGCCACCCAUUCUGAGCAGCCCUAAAGGACAUGUAGACUUGGGGGAGGCUUACCCCAGAGGGAGGGCAGGGGCAUGGAACUGGAUGGGAGUGUGGGAGGUGGAUGCCGGAGGGCGUGCCUGUCCCGGGUGCCGUGGCCUCUCCCACCCCUCCCCUGAUGGUCUUGUUCUCUUGUGCUCAGGCCGGAGACUUGCUCACUUCCUGCAUUUUUGUGAAGGGAAGAGUUUGGGCUGCCUCCCCUCUUCCAGUCCACCCCAGAGGGGAAGUUUCUCAGCCAGACUCUUCAGCCAAAUGCCCCAACUUUCAGUCUGCACCCAUUUUAAGCACAGCCAGCAUCCCCUCCUUCAGCCAGUGGCCAAGGCUUGGAGCUGGAGAGCCAGGCUGGGGGUACUGACGCCCUUCCCAGCUCAUCCAGGGAUGGAGCCUGGCCUGUCUUCCUCCAGCCUCCCGCUUUUUCAUUGUGCAGCCUGGCCCCGCCAGGGACCCCAGAGGGCCAGGGCACUAGAUGCAAGGUGCUAGACCAACAGGCUGCAGUGUUAUAGCCCCCAGGCCUGGCAGGCAUGCGCUGGGCCAGAGAAAGGUGUCUGCCAACCUCCUCAGUCUCCCAGGCCUGGGACAGGCAGAACAGGGUGUGGCUGGGUGUUGGGCCUGGGUUGGGUAAGUCCUGCGAUAUGGAGAAAGUGGAUAAUCUAAACUGCAGAUUGUCCCCAGGUCACCAGGGCUGUGUGUGUGCGUGUAUGUAUGUGUGUGCGUGCAUGUGUGUGUACGUGUGUGGUGUGUGUGCUCUUG